AUGUCUAUCAAGGUGGCUGGUGCCGAGACCUUGGACGACUUCUGGGAUCUCCUUGUCUCUGCGAAGUCCCAGCACAAGGAGGUGCCCAAAGAGCGGUUCACUUUCGAAACUGCCUUCCGUGACGUCGAGCCUAAGCGAAAGUGGUUCGGAAAUUUCAUCGAGAACUAUGACAAGUUCGAUCACAAGUUCUUCAAGAAGAGCCCCCGCGAGAGUUCUACGAUGGACCCUCAACAGCGCAAUUUCCUCCAGUGCGCUUACCAAGCUGUGGAGCAGUCUGGCUAUUUCCAAUAUGGCGAGCCCGACAACCGCAUCGGCUGCUUUGUUGGUGUCUGCUCUCGUGACUACGACUGCAACAUCGCAUGUCAUGCUGCUAACGCUUUUAGCGCCACUGGUAACUUGCAGAGCUUUAUCUCUGGUAAGGUCAGCCACUACUUCGGUUGGACUGGCCCUGGUUUGACAAUCGACACUGCCUGUUCCUCCUCUGCUGUUGCCAUCCACCAAGCUUGCCGAGCUAUCAUCACUGGCGAAUGCACAGCUGCUCUUGCUGGCGGUACCAAUGUUGUGACCAACCCUCUAUGGUUCCAGAAUCUGGCUGGCGCCUCAUUCUUGAGCACCACUGGGCAAUGCAAGCCAUUCGAUGCCAAGGCUGAUGGCUAUUGCAGAGGUGAAGGUGUUGCCGCUGUAUUCUUGAAGAAGCUCUCCGCUGCCGUUGCCGAUGGCGACCAAAUCCUCGGUGUUGUCGCUGCAACAGGCGUACAGCAGAAUGAAAAUUGCACGCCCAUCUUUGUUCCCAAUGCGCCGUCUCUUUCUGAUCUCUUCCGUGGCGUCACCAAGCAAGCUCGUCUUAAGCCUUCUCAGAUCUCAGUUGUUGAGGCUCACGGUACUGGCACUGGCGUCGGUGACCCGGCUGAGUACAAUGGCAUCCGACAAGUUCUUGGCGGCCAAGCUUCUGGACGUGACAAGAACCUCCUUCUAGGAUCCGUGAAGGGUCUCAUCGGCCACACCGAGGCGACAUCGGGUAUCGUCUCGAUGGUCAAAGUCAUGCUCAUGAUUCAGAAGGGAAUGGUCCCACCACAGCCUAGUCACACUCAAAUCAACCCGGCUAUUGGUGCGACUCCUGCCGAUAAGAUGACGAUCCCGACUAGCCUACAGACAUGGGAUGACGAUUUCCGGGCUGCACUCAUCAACAACUACGGUGCUUCAGGUUCCAACGCUUCAAUGAUUAUCACGCAAUCGCCAUUCGCUAAGGCGAUCAAGGACGCUUCCGAAGUUCCUGCCGGUGGAAAGUACCCCUUCUGGCUCGCGGGUCUCGAUGACCAGAGUCUUCGCCGAUAUGCGAAGGUCUUCCGCAAAUUCCUUAACAACAAGAGCUACAAAGCUACCGACCUCUCCCUACCUAACGUCUCCUUCAAUUUAGCUCGCCAGAGCAACCGAUCGCUUGAAAAGGCGGUUCUGUUCAGCGCGCGAUCAGUAGAGGAGCUUGACCAGAAACUGGCUUCUCUCGAGAAGGGUGACGCUAGCGUAGCAUCCAUCGCUCGUCCCGAAUCCAAGCCCGUUGUGCUCUGCUUCGGCGGUCAAGUGUCUACCUUUGUCGGUCUAGACCAAGGUCUAUACCAGAGAGUGGCUGUCCUGCGAAAGCACCUGAACAAUGUCGACGCCGUCGUUCGCUCUUUCGGUGCCGAGAGUAUCUUCCCCGGUAUUUUCGAUUCCACCCCAGCUAAGGACACCGUUCAUUUGCAGACCAUGCUCUUUGCUAUCGGGUACGCCACAGCACGCAGCUGGAUUGAAUCUGGUAUCAAGCCCGUCGCAGUCAUGGGACACAGCUUCGGCGAACUCACUGCGCUUGCCAUUUCGGGUGUGCUUUCAUUGGAAGACGCCGUGAAGUUGGUAAUCAACCGCGGGACUCUUGUCCGUGAUGCUUGGGGUAGCGACAAGGGAGCUAUGUUGGCUGUGGAGGCUGAUUUGGCUGAGGUUGAAAAACUACUGGUCGAGUCAAACAGCAAGGUCCCCAACGAGAAACCAGCGAGCAUUGCUUGCUACAACGGACCUCGCAGCUUCACAGUGGCCGGUCCUACUGCGGCAAUUGAUUCGUUCGCUGCCACCAUCCCAUCAUCGCUCAGGUCCAAGAGACUGAAUGUGACCAACUCAUUCCACUGCGCCCUUGUAGAUCCUCUCGUCGAGGCAUUGGAGCUGGUCGGAAAAAUGCUCACCUUCCGCAAGCCCACUAUCCCCAUCGAGAGAGCCUCGGAAUUCCCCACACAAGAGAGGCACACGGCUAAGUUCAUUGCUGAACACAUGCGCUCUCCAGUCUACUUCAACCAUGCUGUACAACGACUCUCUAAGCAGUACCCGUCGGCAAUCUUCCUAGAAGCUAGCUCCAACUCCACUAUCACCAUGAUGGCUAGCCGUGCCCUAGGCAGCCCCAGCGGCUCUCACUUCCAGGCCAUUAACAUCACCAACACCGACAAGGCAUGGGACAACCUCGUUGAUGCCACGAUCAGUUUGUGGAAGGCCGGCAGCACUGUGCAGCAUUGGGCUCACCAAGCUUCUCAGACCAAGGACCACUCGCCUCUCCUGCUACCUCCCUAUCAAUUCGAGCUUGCUAGCCACUGGGUUGAUUUCAAGGUGCCUCCCAAGGUCGCCGCGCUUCCUCCGGCACAGAAGACUCAGCCGGAAGAAGAAAAGGUACCGGAGGGUCUCCUAACCUUCGUCGGCUACCAGGACAGCAAGAAGCGUGUUGCUAAGUUCAGAAUCAACACCAUGAUUCCCAAGUACGAGAAACUCAUUGUGGGUCACGUCAUCGCGCAGACCGCCUCCAUUUGCCCGGCAACGGUGCAGCUCGACCUUGUCAUCGAGGCUAUGCGUGGUAUCCGACCAGAUCUCGCGGCUGCUAAGCUUGAGCCGCAGGUGCACGUCGUGGAGAACCAGUCGCCAAUUUGCGUCAACCCAUCACGGGGCGUCUGGAUUGAGCUAGAAGAAGAUGCAACCGGGAAGAGCCCCUCUUGGAACUUCCAGGUGUUCAGCACCGACAUGCCCCAGGGUACAGCCAAGACCCUUCACACCACGGGCAAGGUCGCUUUCUGCUCGACUGAAGACUUGACUUUGAAGCUCGAGUUCGCGCGUCUGGAGCGACUCAUCGGUCAUUCUCGCUGCGUCGAGCUUUUGCAGAGCGGUGAUGUUGAUGAGAUCCUUUCCAACAGGAACAUCUACAAGAUCUUCUCUGAAGUUGUAGACUAUGGAGAGGAUUACCGCGGUCUCAAGAAGCUGGUCGGCUGCGGAAACCAAUCUGCUGGUCUCGUCGUGAAGAAAUACAACCCUGACACCUGGCUCGAUGCGCACUUGGCUGACAGCUUCUGCCAAGUCGGUGGCAUCUACGUCAACUGCAUGACGGACCGAUCCCCCUCUGAGAUGUACAUCGCCAACGGUAUUGAGCAGUGGAUCCGUUCUCCUAAGCUCCGCCCUGGUGAUGCUCGACCCGACAGCUUCCACGUGCUUGCAACUCAUCACCCGUCAGAUAAGCAAUACCUCACCGAUGUAUUUGUCUUCCACCCUGAGACUGGCGCCCUGUUAGAAGCCAUCCUUGGAAUUAGCUAUGUCAAGAUCCCGAAGGCUUCCAUGAGUAAAUUGCUCUCGCGCCUUACUGUCGGAGGUGCCACUGUCGCUUCGCCCUCUGAGCCGGCGAAGGUCACUCUAUUCGAGGCUGCCCCUACCCAGAUCGUGCCGCCGCAACCAACUCACGUCAAGGAACCCAAAGCGUCAAAGGCACCUAAAGCACCCAAGGCACCCAAGCAGCCCAAGGUGGCCAAGCCUAAGUCAAAUGUCGCGCCUAAGGUUAAGGAUAUCCUAGCCGAACUUUCAGGUCUCGAGUUGGACGAGAUUAAGGAUGAUAGUAUGCUAGCUGACCUCGGCAUCGACUCCUUAAUGGGUAUGGAGAUGGCUCACGAAAUCGAGGCGGCUUUCAAGAUUACGUUGCCUGAAAGUGAACUUAUGGAGGUGAUUGAUAUGCCCAGUCUGAUGGCAUGCGUGCAGAGAGCCGUAGGCGGAGAUGCCGCUAGCGCCGAUGAGGUCAGCGAAGAAAGCGAAGAAGACGUUUCUAGCGACAGUGAUUCCAGGUCUUACAGCCCUAGUGAGUCUUCUUCGGGUCACCCUAGUGGUCUAACCACCCCGCUGGUCGACUACGAGAAGGACCCAUACGACGAUGGGGAGUUGAAGCUUCCUUUCGCCAAGGUCAUGGAAGCUUUCAACGAGACGAAGGCUCUUACGGAUGACAAGAUUGCCGAAUAUGGUCAGGAGAACUACUUCGACACUGUGAUGCCAUUGCAGACGGAUAUGUGCGUUGCCCUCACUCUUGAAGCUUUCGAGGAACUCGGACAUCGAUUCCGUGACGCGAAACCUGGUGACAAAUUCUCUCGAAUUUCUCAUCCUAAGGAACACAGCCGCUUGGUGGACUACUUGUACCAGAUGCUAGAGAAGGAAUCUCACAUCAUUAACGUCAACGGUGACACUAUCACUCGUACGGCCGUAGCAGCUCCGACAAGAUCGAGCAAGGAGAUUCUUGAGGACUUACUAGCGCGAUUCCCAGACCAGACAACAGCCGACAAACUUACCUUCUAUACCGGAUCUAACCUCGCCGAGGUCUUGAAGGGAACAACAGACGGUAUCAAAUUAAUCUUCGGUACUCCCGAGGGACGUGAGCUCGUCUCUGGUUUGUACGCCGAGUGGCCCAUUAACCGACUAUUCUACAAGCAGAUGGAGGACUUCCUCGCUAGACUUGUCUCCAAGCUUGAUAUGAGCGAAGGCCCACUUAAAAUCCUUGAGAUGGGUGCUGGAACUGGAGGCACGACCAGAUGGCUCGUUCCCCUCCUUGCUUCUCUGAACGUGCCGGUUGAAUACACCUUCACCGAUCUUGCGCCAUCAUUCGUGGCACUUGCUCGUAAGAAGUUCAAGCCGUACCCCUUCAUGAAGUUCAGGACCCACGACAUCGAGAAGGCGCCGGCUGAUGAGCUGAUUGGAACCCAACACAUCGUUGUUGCUAGCAACGCCGUCCACGCCACACACUCUCUGCGAGUAUCUGGUUCGAACAUCCGCAAGGCCCUGCGCCCUGAUGGAUUCCUCAUGAUGCUUGAAAUGACCGGUACACUGUACUGGGUUGAUAUGAUCUUCGGGCUAUUUGAGGGUUGGUGGUUCUUCGAUGACGGACGCACUCACGCCGUCACACAUGAGCUUAGAUGGGAGAAGGAACUGCAAGCGGUCGGCUACGGACACGUCGACUGGACAGACGGUGCUCGACCCGAGAACAAGUGCGAGAAAUUGAUCAUCGCGAUGGCCUCGGGUGAGAG
Annulohypoxylon truncatum is the source of this 5339-nucleotide messenger RNA. RefSeq names its product putative polyketide synthase. The record is from RefSeq and is a predicted model, not a curated record. The annotation marks the transcript as partial. Gene Ontology annotation, molecular function: acyltransferase activity. The transcript has a single exon. Lineage: Eukaryota; Fungi; Ascomycota; Sordariomycetes; Xylariales; Hypoxylaceae.